AUGUCGCAAGAAGUCCAGGUGCCAGAAUUUAUCGCCGCCGAUCCUGAAUUAUGGUUUGCCAUGGCUGAAGCAAGUUUCUACAGCGCGGGGGUGACACAGGACCGAAUUAAAUUUGGCUAUAUCGUGGGUGCCCUACCAGCCAAGUAUGCAACUGAGGUGAGAUAUAUCAUCAUGAAUCCACCUACCGACGGGGCUUACCACAAGUUGAAGACGGAGCUGAUUAGACGUCUGUGUGCCACUCAAGAAGAGAAAAACCGACGCCUGGAGCGUGAAGAAAUAGGAGAUCGAAAGCCAUCGCAAUUUCUUCGCCAUCUACAGGGCCUUGCAGAUCCAACCAUUCCGGAGAGCCGGAUGAAAUCUCUAUGGAUGAAACGUCUGCCCAAGAGUGUCCAGGUGUCGUUGGCCAUCGUCAAAGACAUCAGUCUCCAAGACUUAGCAGUUCACGCAGACAAUAUAAUGGAAGCUUCCCGACCUCCCGUCCAAAAGCUAAACGAGACGGCGAGCAUAGAGGCCAUCAUCAGCGCUAAGUUCGCACAGAUCGCCCUAGGACUCAAUCAGGAAAUAGCAACCCUGAGAGCGGAGCUGGCAACCCACGCAGACCGAUCCCGGAGAAACAGAAGCGGAGAUCGUUCCCAGCACCGUCCAAGAAGCCACAGUCGAAGUCUACAGCCAUUCGACGGCAACUGCUGGUAUCAUUGGAGAUUUGGAGCCAAGUCUACUACGUGCAGAAAGCCCUGCAAAUACGCCUCGUGA
This is a messenger RNA of Harmonia axyridis, 753 nucleotides long. RefSeq lists its product as uncharacterized. Bases 1 to 753 code for a protein of 250 amino acids. The record is from RefSeq and is a predicted model, not a curated record. The transcript has a single exon. Lineage: Eukaryota; Metazoa; Arthropoda; Insecta; Coleoptera; Coccinellidae.